Messenger RNA from Dinoponera quadriceps, 1582 nucleotides. Its product is annotated as methylglutaconyl-CoA hydratase, mitochondrial. Lineage: Eukaryota; Metazoa; Arthropoda; Insecta; Hymenoptera; Formicidae. The transcript is spliced from 3 exons. Gene Ontology annotation, molecular function: enoyl-CoA hydratase activity. The record is from RefSeq and is a predicted model, not a curated record. Bases 558 to 1472 code for a protein of 304 amino acids. Gene Ontology annotation, cellular component: mitochondrion. Gene Ontology annotation, biological process: fatty acid beta-oxidation.
CGCGCCACGCACGCACACGCUCGCGUUGUUUACUUUCGUUGCUCGUUGCAGGUCGACGAGAAUGAAGAAGGAAGCAGUCGUGAGCGCGACGUGGUCGGCGCGGUAGCGCUCAUCGUUGGGGAUUUUCGCUCGCUCGCUCGAGGACUUUCUUCGCAACUCUAUCCCUACCACCGCGGCUCGUCUCCGCUUCUUCUUCAAUGUCGUAAUGUCGACGAAACACGACGACCGCGUUCGCGCAGUGUAGGUUUAAAGUCCAUCGCGCGGACGGCAUUCCCGUGCGCGACACGAUCAAAAUCAAAACACGGGUCGCGCUGCAAAGAGAGAGGGAGAGAGAGAGAGCGGGCGAGCUUUCCUCUGUUUGUCGCGUCACCUAUGCACGCGUGAUUCCGCGGAGACACACGCGAAUGCUCCUGCACGCCUGUCGCAUCGCGAUCCCGAAAUAGGAUCAAGGAUAACGACGUGGAAGAUUUUUUUGGAAUUACACGCCGAGACUGCCCGGGAGAAACCGGUCCCUUGUGUUUGAGACGAAACCUCCAGGUGCGCGAAACAGUUACACGAUGGCUCCGUUGGCGACGAGCGUCCGGGUCGGUGUCUUCCAUCAGCUCUGCAUCUGCGCGUCGAGGACACUGGCCACGAGCGCGAUGCCCAGCAACAGUAUCGUCAAGGAUGAGGCGAGGGAAGUGAUCGUAAAUUAUCUCGACGGCAAGGACAACGGUAUCGCGGUGAUAGGAUUGAACAGGCCCGCCGCCAAGAACUCCUUCGGCAAAGGCAUGGUCUCGCAGUUGUACGAAACGUUGGCCGCCCUCAGGCAGAACGACAAGCUGAGGGUGCUGAUCCUGCGUAGUCUCGUGCCGAAGGUGUUCUGCGCCGGGGCGGACCUGCGGGAGAGACUGAAGAUGGACAGCGGCGAGGUGCCGCGAUUCGUCUCCUCCCUGAGAAGCCUCUUCAGCGACAUGGAGACACUGCCGGCUCCGGUGAUCUCCGCGAUCGACGGCAUAGCCCUGGGUGGCGGGCUGGAGAUGGCUUUGGCCACCGACAUCAGAGUCGCCGCCUCGGAGGCCAAGAUGGGUCUCGUGGAGACCAAGCUGGCGAUAAUACCGGGUGGCGGUGGCACGCAGAGACUGCCGCGGAUAGUUGGCACCGCCAAGGCCAAGGAGCUCAUCUACACGGCGCGGAUCCUCGACGGCGAUCAGGCGCUGCGGAUCGGCCUGGUGAACCAGGUGGUGCCGCAGAACAAGACCGGCGACGCGGCUUACCAGGAGGCCCUCUCCAUCGCCAGGGAAAUCCUGCCCAACGGUCCCAUCGGCGUCAGGCUGGCGAAAGUGGCGAUAUCCGAAGGCGUGGAGGUGCCGCUUAAGGACGGCCUGGAGGUCGAAAGGCAAUGUUACAGCAAAAUCGUGGACACGAAGGACAGGAUCGAAGGACUCGCCGCUUUCGCGGCGAAACGUGUGCCUGUUUAUCAAGGAGCAUAGAGAUUCAGGCGCGAUGGAUUCAUAACGAACGUUCAAUUCCCAUGUCAAACGGAAAACACAUUUUAUACUGAUAUCUUUACGAAGUAAAUAUAUGUAUAUAUAUAAUAUAC